Molecule: messenger RNA, 1638 nt
Organism: Portunus trituberculatus (swimming crab)
Lineage: Eukaryota; Metazoa; Arthropoda; Malacostraca; Decapoda; Portunidae
Exons: 4
Coding region: 805-1482 (225 amino acids)
Source: RefSeq, a predicted model, not a curated record
UUGAGAUGUGAUUGGUUUAUAAAUGACAUGGUAUUAAGUGUGGUGUAGAGAAGAGUAUUAAAUGUGCAAGUGAACUUCUGAAUAAGGAACAAAAGGGCAUGAUUUGAAGUCGUGUUAAGAAGUGAGAUGCUGUGGUGACAAGACUUUUGAAGUGAAUGAGUAAUGAGUUUCUGGGAAGGGAGCAUCAGUAUGACAUGAUGCUAACGUGUAUGAAGUAAAGCAUGGUGCAGUAGUGAUAAGGUAGACAGGCAUGUGUGUGCAAGUUCAUUAUUAAUUCCAUGCGCCACUCUCUUUAAGGUAUAAAGCGACUGAGGAGAGAACAGAGUUAUGACGUGAUCCAAAAAUUUAGGAAAAUCAAAUGAGCGAUAAGACAUGAGAGAGAAUGAUAAUCUAUAACAGGAAGAACAUCAAUAAUAUUAUCACCUCACCCAAACAUUCAGUGAGGUUUAGUGCGAACCAUGUGAAAGACAAAGAUGUGAUAUGAUAGCACAACAAAGAUGCGCGUAUAAGAGAGAUAAUGUAAUCUCUCAAAAAUGCUAGAAUAAUGAUUAAAAGUUUCCAGGAAGAGAAGGAACAAGACAAGAACAUGAAGUGAGACCAUCAAGAUAACUGCUUUAUCUGUUUUUACUUUGCUGAUAUCUACAUUAUAUCACGCUCACUCCUAAUCAACAUUACCUUCCGAGCAAGCAACAGGCACAUACACAUACGCACUUCUGCUAAUUAACCCAGCUUUAACUGAGCGACAGACAGAAGUCCUUAUACAUCUUCACGGACGCAAACUUUCCCACAUCAGCAUAUAACCCAAUGGACACCAUGGAGUGGCUCUGGAUACCUGCUGUGGCAUUGGUGGCGGUGUUCAUCUUCGCACUAUGUUGGCUGUUUUUCAAGGACUACACAUGUUGUCCUUGUAGGAACACAAGGCUACAGUCUAAUGAUGUUGAGAGUGGUGGGUCACGAAGUGGGUCGCGAAGUGUGUCAUCCUUCACUGCCAUUGACAUCAGUGCACCUUGCUCCUUGCCAUUACCUCGGACAUACCCCACCCCAUCCACCUACUCCGUUGAAUCCUGUAGUGGCAGAUCGAUACCCACCAGGGUGGGUUUCCACAAACCCCAAUUAAGGUCCUUAGUGCUACCCCCUGAACCCCCACCACAGCCUCCGAAACGCCUGAUCCCACAGCUCACCACCCUCAUUGAUUAUGACUUUGGGGAUGAUGUCGAUACAAGUGACAUUGUGCGAAUGCAACUGGGCGCUCCAACCAUCGACUUGCACCAGCUGACGGUGAAGGAGGCCAUGCAUGUCACUAAAACCUUCCUGAAGCAGUCGCGCGGUAAAUACAGGAAGCUACGGAUCAUUACUGGAAGGGGCCUGCACAGUGCCAAUGGAGUACCAAAGAUAAAGCCAGCAGUGGAGUCCUUACUGAAUGAAUGGAAUUACUCAUUCAAGGAGACAGCCAAGGGAGGAUGUCUGGAGGUGGCUCUGUAAAUAUCUGAGUCUGUGUUACUUCUAUGCUUGGUAAGGUUAGGCAGUCAAGUUACCUAUUACUACCAGUCUCUGUGAGACUGUCUGUUUAGUAACUCUGUUGGUGGGAAUGAGGAAUGUUUUAAAGUCUGUGUGCAAGGAAGGGUUGCUCUGUGGCAA